This is a messenger RNA of Ornithodoros turicata, 728 nucleotides long. RefSeq lists its product as uncharacterized. The record is from RefSeq and is a predicted model, not a curated record. The coding region runs from base 72 to 713 and encodes 213 amino acids. The transcript is spliced from 3 exons. NCBI's taxonomy places the organism in Eukaryota, Metazoa, Arthropoda, Arachnida, Ixodida, Argasidae.
UACUUCGGGCGAAGAAGACAAAGUAGAAGAACGUCCGGCUUCUUUUCCUCGAGCAGUCAAGAAGGAAGACCAUGAAGUGGUUUCUAGACGCCUUCGCGUACAUCUGGUGUACACUGAUGAAGAUCUUUGAAAGUGUAUUUUUGUCGUUCACGCGCGGUCAAGUUUCUGAAACAGAAAAUUCGGUCGAGAGAAAACCUGCCGCCAGCACCAUCUUGGACCCCCCAGAGGAAACCGCGAAGCCCAUCACGACCACGGCCAAGGAUGAGACAAGUCUUGAUGAAAAAAAACCAUCCGAACAGUCGUUCAACGACUGCGAGCUGAACGGCAUAGAAACUGCAGAGACAACGUUCACCGUGGAGCCGCUGGCGGAACAAGCAGAUCCGAUAAGACCGAGUGGCGAAGGACCACCAGGCGGCUCAGAUCAGUGGAGACCAGAAUUGGAGGCCCCGGCUCCUGCGGAACCGGUGGCCUCGACCUCGCAAGCCGUGUGCGUCGUUGGCGCAGAUUGUCCACCGCCUAGGCCCCGCAGGUCUGCCAGACCAGGAACUAAUAGGGCACGACAUGUACAGUGCCAUAGCUCGGAUGCCCCCCGGCGUGUUCCUGAGACGACGUCCCGAUUGCGGUCGGGAAGAUCAUAUGAGAGCAUGGCGACGCGAGACGCGACGCGAACAAAGUCGUCAAAUAAAAAGCAGGCACCUCCGCCAUGGCGGUGAGGUGUAAAAACUGUA